AUGGUGGCGCUUCUUCGCGCAAUGGGCACGUUAAGAAUCGACUUCAAAUCGCCGAGUCGUAUCGACGAUGCGCAGCAGUUCUUCAAUAUCAGCCAAACUUGUGACGAGGGCGAGCUUCCACCUGAUCUGGCAAGUGUUAUGAAACGAUUGUGGGCUGACGGAGGAAUCCAAGAAUGCUUCCUGAGAUCACGCGAAUACCAGCUGAACGACUCUGCUCCAUAUUACCUGAACUCAUUAGAACGGAUCGCUCAACCAAAUUACAUCCCUACACAGGACGAUGUACUGCGUACUCGAGUCAAAACGACUGGUAUCGUCGAGACUCACUUUACGUAUAAAGACCUGCAUUUCAAGUGA
Cooperia oncophora is the source of this 354-nucleotide messenger RNA. Lineage: Eukaryota; Metazoa; Nematoda; Chromadorea; Rhabditida; Trichostrongylidae. The record is from the annotation of a GenBank genome assembly.